UUCUGUCACACACUAGAUUCUUGCCCUACUUUCAUCUCCAUUAUUUUAUUUCCCUUCUUGAAGCAUCUCUCCUCUUUCAAUUUUACUUUUUAUUUUUUAUUUUUGUUGUUGUUGUUUUUCCACCUUUACUAACUCAUUGUUUUAUUUAAUUAAAAAUAUGAUGUUGUCAUGAGAGUGAUGGGCUGGCAUGCAUUUUUCGGAUUGCAGGAAUUCAGGCUUUUUUUUUUUUUUUUUUUUUUCUGUAUUUCCUCGACACAUGUUCAUCUUCUUCUUAUGUGGUGUCUUCUGCUUUCUGGGUUGUCAUCAGAAAAUUGAGAUUGGAUUCAUAUGAAAUCAUAACCCAAUUGUGUUUUUGGAAUUCUUUGUUGUUGGGUUUUGAGUUUUAGGCUUUCAAACUCCAAAUAUUGGGACAACCAUAUCACAUCCUUGCCUUUCUCGGAGCCUUCUACUUUUGAAUUUGGAAUUUGGGUUCGAUUGGAGGAUUGCUUCUUUCAACAAAUUCCGGAUUAAUUUUGUCAAUAAUUGAUUUUCAUGUGUCCUGCACGUAUUUGAAUUCAACUGUUGCAGCAACUCUGCAUAAAAAGUCUCGAAUUUCAUACGCUGGAAUGAUUGUUCUUCUGGUUUGUGCAAAUUGUCUCUGAAUUGAAAAGGGUUCAUGCUGAUUUUUUGGUGCCAGAUGAAUUUUUAUGUUCUUGGGAUGAUUUGAAAUUCUGGGAUUUCUGGAUUGAAUAGGGUUUAUGCUAAUCUUAAAUGGACGUGCCUCCUUACUGUAAGAAUUUCAAAGUUCUCGGUUGCCAUUUGAAUUCGUUCGCAUGCAAAUGUGUUGUUUUAGCUGUGACUGCUCUGGUAAUCAGAGCUGUUCUGCUUCCUACGUUCUCCAUCUUUGAUGGAACUGAACAGGACAACUUGGUAUUCAUCGGUAAUCUGUCGUUGUCAUUCGGUCAGAAAUCUGGAAUCCGAAAAGAUAAGUUUCUGGAGGUUCCUCAAAUCGUUUGGGGACUAAACAAUCAGAAAAUAGCGUUUGCAAGAGCUUGUCUGACCGCAAGGCUUUUGAACCGGACGCUUUUGAUGCCUAGCUUGAGUGCUUCCCUGUUUUACAAGGAAGUAGAGCUCUUGGAGCCGAUUUCCUUCGAUAAGGUGUUCCAGUUCAAGAAGUUUAAUUCUCUCUGUAAUGGAUUCGUUCAAUUGGGUGAACUUUCAGAUGUUAGAAACCGAACAGGAGCAUUUGAGCUUCAGAAAGGAAGCGGAAGGAGGUGGACUCCCGAGAGGGACAUGGAUCAAUUGAAACAGCAUAAUGAGGAUCCAUACAAUGAGUACGAGGUGAUUCAAAUAGUAGGAAAGAAUCCGUUUCUGUGGCACGAUCAUUGGCCUGUGAAGGACUAUGCGAAAAUCUUUGAGUGCAUGGUUUUGGUUGAUGAGAUAAUGAAUGAAGCGGAUAAAGUCGUGUCACGGAUUAGAGAGAUCGGAGCAGCACAAGUAAGUAGUCGGAAAGAGUUUGCGCAAAUUGGCAUUAGCCCGGCAGAGAAUUCUGUCGUGCAGCCGGUGCCUUAUGUGGCUGUACACAUGAGGAUAGAGAUAGAUUGGAUGAUUCAUUGUAAGAAGCUAGAGCAAAGAUCAAACAUAACCCAAAUUUGUAGUAGCAAGGAGGAGAUCAUGGAAAGAGUAGGCAACAUUGUUGGCCUCAAAACGCCUGUCGUUGUUUAUUUAGCUAUAGCUGAUAGCCUUCUUCAUGAUCCGUCCAUUCUAAACGGCUGGAAAGAAGGCCUGAUUCCUUUCGAGAAGAAGAAAUUGGGCGUCGAAGGAAAUUACAAGAAGUUCUCUUAUCUCAUUCAGUCUGCAAUCGACUACGAAGUGUGUUUAAGGGCUGAUGUGUUUGUGGGAAACAGUUUCUCGACAUUUUCGAAUCUUAUAGUUCUGGAUCGAACGCAGAAGCUCUUAAGAACGGGCGUGACAAGCUCAUGUGGUGUGGAUGUAAGGUGGCCUUCUUAUGCAUACAACAUAUUAGGGGAAUCCAAGGGCCCUCAACGAUGGAUGACAAAUAUGUCUGGCUCAAGUCUUCAAGCAAUUAGCUAUGGCUCCAACGACAUCUCCUGUCGAGUCUGACGAUCAGUUUUUCGGCCAAUGGAUAUACUCGAUGCUCCGCCGCGUAAUCGAAAUUAUUUCUUCCCUCCGGCGCAAAUUUGUUGGUAUAGUUUGUCGGAUUUUCUUUUUCCUUUUGUAGAGGAAAUCAGUAGCAGAGAAUGUUGAAGUAGCACCAAAUUAUAUUAUUGAUGUAAAUUUCAAAAUUUAGUUUUUUGUGUAGUUUUCAGGCGAUUGAUUUUUUUUUUUUCCUUGAAUCUUGAUGGAAUGUAAGUAAUUUUUACUUAGAAUC
Messenger RNA from Malus domestica (apple), 2371 nucleotides. RefSeq names its product O-fucosyltransferase 23-like. The record is from RefSeq and is a predicted model, not a curated record. Gene Ontology annotation, biological process: pollen-pistil interaction. Lineage: Eukaryota; Viridiplantae; Streptophyta; Magnoliopsida; Rosales; Rosaceae.